Messenger RNA from Penicillium alfredii, 669 nucleotides. RefSeq lists its product as uncharacterized. Bases 1 to 669 code for a protein of 222 amino acids. The transcript is spliced from 2 exons. The record is from RefSeq and is a predicted model, not a curated record. NCBI's taxonomy places the organism in Eukaryota, Fungi, Ascomycota, Eurotiomycetes, Eurotiales, Aspergillaceae.
AUGGUGAUCGGACUCCUAGCGCUCACGUCGAUUCCGACGGUGACAGGCGUGGCAAUGGGAGUGAGCGAACAGCGCAAAGCGAACCAACGGAAAGAAGACGCGCGACGCAUGGUGAAGUUCUACCUAGAUGCCGAGUGCGAGGGCGACACAGAUGAUGACCGGGAGGUGCAGGGGAAGAGGGUAGUAGUGAGGAAUGACAAAGUCUACCUCGACGACCCCCUCCCCUCAAACCGCACCAUCCCCUCCUUCACAGCCCUCUCCUUCUACGUCGAGUACCCCGAGCCCGAAGAAACCAAACACCUCACCCGCGGCCUCGGCUUACCAACACACGUCUCAGCGGACCCGCCACUCCUGAACUGGGUGUACGCCGACACGGCCACGCACGAGCUGCGGUACGGGAACCGGUCGCAGAGCGUGACGCAUGUGGUUGGGCCGUGGGACUGGAGCGACGACGAGCGGGUGGUGCUGCUGGAGGAGAAGAGCGGGUUUGUUGCUGUGGAAGAGGAGGAGGGCGUGUGGGCGCUGUACUUCGAUCGUAAUGGCGAUGAGUUGGCGCGGGUGUUGGAGGAGCGGGGGAUGUUGGGGUGUGCUUUUGUGCCUGUUUCGCUUGUGAGGGUUGUUGAGGAGAAACCGCCCCAGAAUCAGGCUCAGGCUCAGGCUCAAGAGUAG